GCCCCUCCAGCUCAUAUCGGUCCAUUGGACGCCAGCUCGCUCUCUCUCCUGCAACUCAUCUCUCGACCUGCAUUCGCUGGCAAGCAAUUGAACUCGGCGACAAUGGACCGUUCAAACAAGCCCGCUGCCAUUCCAGUCACCUCCUCUCUCCCGCAACCGUCGGUCACCGUUCAGGACGGGAGGGUACAGGCCUCGCUGGCUUCGGGGGAAUCAGUCACAGUUCAUCUCUUUGGAGCCACAGUCACCUCAUGGAAGCUGGCCAACGGACACGAGCUACUGUUCCUGAGUGAAAAGGCCCAUCUGGACGGCUCAAAACCUAUUCGUGGUGGAAUUCCACUGGUCUUCCCCGUGUUUGGACCUCCUCCGCAGAAUCAUGCCACGUCCGCCCUUCCACAACACGGCUUCGUGCGUAAUUCCUCAUGGGAAUUGCUUGGUAAAUCUACAUCCGAGUCAGAGAGCGGAGCAAGCGUUAAGCUUGACUUUGGCCUCUCAAACUCUAUGCUUAGCGACAAGUUCAAAGGCGACUGGCCCUAUGAAUUUGGCUUGGUCUACAGCGUUACUUUGAGCAAACGAAGCCUGGAGACCUCGUUACGGGUACAGAACGAGGGCUUGAAAUCGUUUGAAUUUCAGACUCUGCUGCAUUCUUACUUUAAGGUCGAGGAUAUCUCCAAAAUUCGAGUCCAGAACCUUCAGUCGAAAACAUACGUUGAUAAAGUCCGGAACGCUGAGGCUUUCACAGAAUCAUCCCCGGCACUCGCAGUUGAAGGGGAGGUAGACCGGGUCUAUCAGUCUCUGGACCCCAAAGUGCCAAUAGUUAUAGCGUCGGAAUCUGACAAGCCAAUCUUCUCUAUUACCCGUGAGUCGCUGAAUGACGUCGUUGUGUGGAACCCGUGGAUUGAAAAGGCCAAGGGAAUGGCCGAUUUUGCUCCUGACGAGGCAUAUAAAAAUAUGAUCUGUGUUGAGGCGGGAUCGGUAGUCGGUUGGCAGACCCUUGAGCCGGGUGAUACCUGGGAAGGUGGACAGACAAUUGAGUGCAAAUUAUAGUGGUAGAGACGUGGCGCUGCUAUCUCGUAUAGCACAACUACGUCCUUCCUUGAUACAUCUCGCUCCAUCGCUUUUCUCUCUCCUUUCUUGAAAGAAAUGGCACCAGUGACAGGGGAUCUGGCGAUUUGGGCUUUCAUCCAGUUUUCUACAGGCCUAAUUAUAUUCCGAGCGCAUGAUGGGUCAAGGGCGGAGUUUUCUCCAAGGACGGUUACUGACGACAGGAUACCAUCAGCUUCAAAGAAUCUAUGCUAAUUGUCAAAUUUUCUGACUCUAGACUUCAAAUCAUUGUUUUUGCAGGGUGUAUAUUCCUCCUGAUAUGGCCCCCCAUCAAUCAUUAUAGGG
Messenger RNA from Coccidioides posadasii C735 delta SOWgp, 1386 nucleotides. RefSeq lists its product as uncharacterized. Gene Ontology annotation, biological process: carbohydrate metabolic process. NCBI's taxonomy places the organism in Eukaryota, Fungi, Ascomycota, Eurotiomycetes, Onygenales, Onygenaceae. Gene Ontology annotation, cellular component: cytoplasm. Gene Ontology annotation, molecular function: glucose-6-phosphate 1-epimerase activity; carbohydrate binding. The record is from RefSeq and is a predicted model, not a curated record.